CUCUUUAUUAAUCGUUGCAGCUCGGCCAAUGAAUCCUAAUACACCUGGCUUCGCAUCAACCGAGUUUGCUUAUGGAGCUGGACAUGUCGACCCAAUAGCCGCUAUUAAUCCUGGACUCGUCUAUGAAUUAGACAAAACAGACCACAUCGCCUUUCUUUGCGGUUUGAACUACACUUCGAAAACCCUUCAGCUCAUCGCCUGUGAAGCCGUCGUCACUUGCCGUGGAAAGACCUUACCAAGAAACCUCAACCGUCCUUCAAUGUCAGCUAAAAUUAAUGGAUAUAAUAGCUCCUACACCGUGACUUUCAAAAGAACCGUCACCAAUCUCGGUACCCCCAACUCUACGUACAAAUCAAAGAUCGUCUUAGAUCUCGGAGCUAAACUCAGUGUCAAGGUCUGGCCUAGUGUUCUUUCUUUUAAAAGGGUGAACGAGAAACAGUCUUUCACAGUAACUGUUUCAGGUAACAAUCUCAAAUUAAAUCUACCUUCAUCUGCAAAUCUAAUCUGGUCUGAUGGAACACAUAACGUGAGAAGUGUCAUUGUUGUCUACAUAACGUGAGGCAUUAUCAGUUCACCAUAGUCAUCAUUAUCAUAAUAUUGUCGCCGAUGUGUUUCUUUAUUCUACAUUUGUGUUUCUAUCUUUUCUGAUGAUUGGUUUUUGUGUUUCUUAGUUCACAGUUUCAGAGCUUUGCUU
Messenger RNA from Arabidopsis lyrata subsp. lyrata, 694 nucleotides. RefSeq names its product subtilisin-like protease SBT4.7. The transcript has a single exon. Gene Ontology annotation, biological process: proteolysis. The record is from RefSeq and is a predicted model, not a curated record. Gene Ontology annotation, molecular function: serine-type endopeptidase activity. Lineage: Eukaryota; Viridiplantae; Streptophyta; Magnoliopsida; Brassicales; Brassicaceae. Bases 29 to 559 code for a protein of 176 amino acids.